UCCUUUUACAUAACCUCAUUUGAUUCCAACCUGUCAAAUGACUUUUUUCACCAAUUGAUUCAAAAAAAUGUGACCUUGUGUAAGCUUAAAGUGCCCAAAAAUCAACAAUAUGGAGAAAAACGGGGCUAUUUUCCACCCAAUCAUCAGUUCGAUCCAAAAAAUAGCUUUAUACGAAACGAAAUCGAAAUAUUAUCUGGUCGGCUCCAACAACACCCAGACCCGCUUUCGCGUCCUAAAAAUCGACCGCCAGGAAGCCAAAGACUUGAAAAUCUACGAUGACAAAGUGGAAUACACUGAGAAGGAAAUCCACGAUCUUGUCAACAUGAUUGACUCCGGCAAUCGUCAAAGAUCCGCAAACAGCGGUUUUUCUAAAGUGAUUUCCUCCUUCGGUAUCGUCGGUUUCAUCCGUUUCCUUGAAGGUUUCUACAUAAUUUUGAUCACAAAACGGCGCAAAGUCGCAGUUAUUGGCUACCACACAAUUUACAAAAUCGAGGACACUUCCAUGAUCUACAUCCCCCAUGAAUCCAUCCGUCUUGUCCACCCUGAUGAGCCCCGCUAUGUCAAAAUGUUCCAAAACAUCGACCUCGCCAGCAACUUCUACUUCAGUUACAGCUACGACCUCACCCACACCCUCCAACACAACCUCACGAACCCCAAACAGUUCGUCCCCACGCGGCAACAACCCCACCCCUUAACCACCCUCAGCCAAUGCGACUACGGCAUCCGCUCCAAGCCCCGCCUUAAAUUCGUCUGGAACACCCACUUGCUCACGCCCAUCGAGCCCGACCUCCACCCUGAUUGGCUCUUAUAUGUGACGCACGGUUUCAUCGGCCAAUCAAACAUUAACGUGUUUGGGCGUUCCGUUUACGUCACACUGAUCGCGCGACGUUCGGUCAAAUACGCCGGGACUCGCUUUUUGAAACGUGGCGCCAAUUUCGAAGGUGAUGUUGCGAAUGAGGUGGAAACCGAGCAAAUGGUGCACGAUUCGGGGGUUUCCUCGUUUAGUCAAAGUCGGUUUACUUCGUUUGUUCAAAUGCGGGGGUCCAUACCGGGGCAUUGGCGCCAAGAUAUGGGCAAAAUGGUGGCCAAACCCGCCAUUACAAUGGACUUGUAUGACCCGUAUGCCGAAACGGCAGGGGCACACUUUAACGAGCUUUUGACGCGGUAUGGGGCCCCCAUUGUCAUACUUAACCUAGUCAAACAACGCGAGAAAAAGAAACAAGAACGGUUGCUAAGCGACGAACUUAGUACAGCUGUCAAGUACUUGAAUCAAUUCCUACCGCCUGAUUACCAAAUUAUUUAUAAGACAUUUGACAUGGCGCGGAAAAACAAAGGCAAUAACGCCAACGUGAUGGGGCAUUUAGCCGAAAUCGCGAAAAAUGCCGUCAUGAAAACCGGUUUUUUCCACAACCAGGCAAAAUACUACGCGCAGAAAAGUAGCACACUUGUGGGGCAUUAUACCGAACGCGGGAGUGUCCAAACGGGCAUUAUACGCACGAACUGUGUCGAUUGUCUCGAUCGGACGAAUACGGCACAAUUCGCAAUCGGGAAAUGUGUGCUCGGGUACCAGUUAUGCGCAUUGGGCAUUUUGGACUCGCCUAAUCUAGAAUUCGACACGGAUUGCGUCCGAAUGUUGGAAUGCCUUUACGAGGAUCACGGCGAUACGCUUGCCUUGCAAUAUGGGGGCUCACAGUUAGUGCACCGCAUUAAAACCUACCGGAAGACAGCCCCCUGGACGUCGCAAGGCAACGAUAUUAUGCAGACGUUAAGCCGCUAUUAUAGUAACACGUUUUCGGACGCGGAAAAGCAAAAUACCAUUAACCUAUUUUUGGGCAUUUUCAUCCCGGAUGAGAACAAACCGCAGAUUUGGGACUACACGUCCGAUUAUUAUUUCCAUCACAAACCGAUUGUUUACACCAAUAAGUCGUUGACGCAAUGGUGGGACGCGCAAGUGUUGGAAUGCCUCCCGUAUGCCUAUAAUGACAUGACGAAGGCAUGUUCUGAACUUAUUCAAGUCCAUUCAAAGGACGCCGAAAUGAUAGAUGCCUAUGCUGAUUAUCACAAACCGUACGAAUUGAGUGUUUUGAAUGAUGUUUAUGCCUUUAAAAUUAGUAACUCGGUUCGGGAUUUUAUGCCCAAUUGUACUACCGAUUAUAGUCCGUUUAUAAUACGGAUAAGGCCAGUCAGGCGAAGGGAGGAGAAUUCAAAUAAAGGUUUUGCAAUGAAAAAUCCUUCAGUUACGGGGCAAAGUUCCACCAGUUCAGCUGCGUCCAGUUCAAGUUCCGAUGUCGAUUCGUGCGAUGAUGAGGACAGUACGUACACGAAUGAGUCCCAAGGGACUACUUCAAAGGAGAGUACUCCAGAACCCAUCACUUUUAAGGCGCUUUUCCCGUCAAUGAAGGAAAUUUACGGGACGCAGCUUCAAACACCCAAAAAAACCGACGUAGGGAUGUACAAAAAGUAUGUUUUAAUCGGGAAGAAGGCAAACGGAACGGCGAAAAACACAAAUACUCUUCCUUCUUUGGCACUUUUUAAGCCACAAAGUAACUUUUCAGAGGACUCUUCCGUUCAAGUUAAGCCGCCAAAGGUCGAUAAGAGGUCGAUUCAAGUCUAUCAGAAUUAUAUUAAUGUGGGAAUCAACGGCGGCUCGGAACCCAAAGCCUCCGAUUUAGCCCUAUAUCAGAAAUAUGCUAGUUUUAAGUGAUUUUAAAUAUAUUCGAUUUGAAUUUA
Molecule: messenger RNA, 2730 nt
Organism: Tribolium castaneum (red flour beetle)
Lineage: Eukaryota; Metazoa; Arthropoda; Insecta; Coleoptera; Tenebrionidae
Gene: FIG4
Product: FIG4 phosphoinositide 5-phosphatase
Exons: 4
Coding region: 110-2704 (864 amino acids)
Biological process (GO): phosphatidylinositol dephosphorylation
Cellular component (GO): intracellular membrane-bounded organelle
Molecular function (GO): phosphatidylinositol-3,5-bisphosphate 5-phosphatase activity
Source: RefSeq, a predicted model, not a curated record